CAAACUUUAUUUUUAGGUUAAAAGUUCUAAGUUCAUUUUUUCAGGUCAAAGUCCACUUUUAAAUAAUUUUUUUUUAAUAAUUGGACUGCUGAUCGGGGUUUGAGAGUAGUAAUUUGGUUUCAGCCUCAGUAAAAUGUCAUCGCUACGGCUUUUUGGAGCUCUUUCUAAAACAACAAAAUUCGUUCAAAUCCAUAGCAAUUUCCAGGCAAGAUGUAUGUCAUCUUUAGAACUAAAACAUUUCAAAUUGAAAGUUGUAGACAAUGUAGGCGUUAUAACGAUAGAUUCGCCUGGUGUAAAGGUGAAUUCAUUCAAUGAAGAAGUAAUGAAUGAAAUGAAAAGUCUUCUACCGAAAAUUCAAUCAGAUUCCAAUAUCCAAGCUUGUGUCUUGAUUUCUGGAAAACCAGGAUGUUUCAUAGCUGGGGCCGACAUCAACAUGUUGGAAGCGUGCAAGACUGCCGACGAUGGUAGUUCUAAGUCUUUAGAAGGACAGAAAAUUCUUCAAGAAAUCGAAAACAGUAAUAAACCAUUUGUGGCUGCUAUUCAAGGUUCCUGUUUGGGAUUAGGGUUCGAGACUGCAUUGGCGAUGCAUUACAGAAUUGCCGUUAAGGAUAAGAAGACCACUUUGGGAUUACCUGAAGUGAUGUUGGGUUUAUUACCUGGUGCUGGAGGUACCCAAAGAUUACCAAGGUUCGUUUCGAUCCUCGACGCAUUAGACUUCAUGUUAACAGGAAAAAAUUUAAGAGCCGAUAAAGCCAAAAAACUUGGUGUAGUCGAUCUUCUAGUGGAUCCUUUAGGACCCGGUUUAGGAAGUCCAGAGGAAAUCACCAGUAAAUACCUAGAAAAAAUAGCCGUUGCUACCGCUAAGGACUUAGCUGCUGGUAAAUUAAAGGUCAACAGACAGAAGAGCUUUAUGGAUAAAGCUCUGGCUUAUGCUUUACAGUACAAUUUUGUUAAAGAUCAAAUAUUUGGAAAAGCUAAGAAACAAGUCAUGAAAAUGUCCCAAGGAUUGUAUCCUGCUCCAUUGAGGAUACUUGAAGUUGUUCGUACUUCUCUCGACAAGGGCGAAACUGUAGGGUUUAGAGAAGAAGCCCGUGCUUUUGGAGACCUUGCGGUAACUCCUGAAUCUAAAGGUCUUAUUGGUCUUUUCAAGGGUCAAACCCAGUGUAAGAAAAAUAGAUUUGGCAAACCCAGUAAACCAAUAAAGUCCGUGGCAGUUCUGGGAGCCGGAUUAAUGGGAGCCGGCAUAGCGCAGGUUACUGUUGAUAAGGGAUACCAAGUCAUUUUAAAAGACUCUAAUAGUGCUGGUUUGGCUAGAGGUGUAAAUCAGAUUUCUACGGGAUUAAGUGGGGCUGUGAAGAGAAAGAAGUUAACCGGGUUGGAACGAGACAGAUACUUUUCAAAUCUUAAUGCAACUUUAAGUUAUGAUCCUUUCAAAAAUACCGAUAUUGUUAUUGAAGCAGUGUUCGAGGAUCUUAGCAUCAAGCAUAAAGUACUCAAAGAAGUCGAAGCCGUUGUAAAACCGGAUUGUAUUUUCGCUACAAAUACCAGCGCUAUUCCUAUUGGAAAAAUUGCAGCAGCUUCUGCUAGACCAGAAAAUGUGAUAGGUAUGCAUUACUUUUCACCAGUAGACAAAAUGCAACUUUUGGAAAUAAUCACUACUGAUAAAACUAGUAAAGAAGCAACCGCAAUAGCAGUAGAUGUAGGUUUAAAACAAGGAAAAGUCGUGAUAACUGUUGGUGAUGGUCCUGGAUUCUACACGACAAGAAUUUUAUCAGCUAUGAUGGCUGAAUCUGUAAGACUGCUACAAGAGGGGGUCGAUCCCAAAGACUUGGACAAUUUAACUAAGAAAUUUGGUUUUCCGGUAGGCGCAGCCACUUUGGCUGAUGAAGUUGGUAUUGAUGUUGCAGCCCAUAUUGGGCCUAACCUAGCUAAGUCAUUUGGUGAAAGAUUUGCUGGAGGAGAUCUAGGCGUAAUGAGAGACAUGGUUCAAGCUGGUUUCUUAGGUAGAAAGUCUGGAAAAGGUAUCUUUAUGUAUGAAAAAGGAAAGAAAAGCCGUGAUGUCAAUGUAGACGCUUUAGAAAUACUUAAGAAAUACUCGUUGGAGCCACGAGGUUCGUUCGAAGAUGAAGAUAAGACUUUACGGAUGGUGACAAGAUUCGUGAAUGAAGCCAUUCUAUGUUUAGAAGAAAAAAUCCUGGACAAUCCCCUAGAAGGUGAUGUAGGUGCAGUAUUCGGCCUAGGAUUCCCACCAUUCUCAGGUGGUCCAUUCAGAUGGGUAGAUCAAUAUGGCGCUGCGAAAUUGGUCGCUAAAAUGGAAAACUUCCAGCAUUCCUACGGUUUGCCAUUCAAACCCGCUCAAACCUUGUUAGAUAUGGCCAAAGAUCCAAGCAAGAAAUUCUAUACUAAGUAAAAAAAACUCUUUUUGCAAUUCCAGGUAUGCAUUGUUUCAUAAUUCUUCGAUCAUUUUCUUGGAUAGGAAAGUAACUAUAAAGUAUUUUGUAAAAUAUUAACGUUCUGUAAUGUGUGCCAAAUAUAUCAGAAUUAAAAUAAAACUUAUAAGUCGAAGAAAUAUUGAAUGAUGCUAUUUAGUGCCUUGCUCUGGUUUAUAUUUAAUUUUCACUGAUCGAUUUUAGUUCUUUUUUUAUUGUCUAGUUGUUAAGUGAUUUAAAAAGCAUUUUGUAUACAAUAUAUUCAGGAAAAUUAUAAUUUUUUACCUAUUUGUUUGAAAUGAAACUGUAAAUAUAUUUUAAUGUUAUA
Messenger RNA from Psylliodes chrysocephalus, 2757 nucleotides. NCBI's taxonomy places the organism in Eukaryota, Metazoa, Arthropoda, Insecta, Coleoptera, Chrysomelidae. The record is from the annotation of a GenBank genome assembly.